This is a messenger RNA of Aedes albopictus (Asian tiger mosquito), 5394 nucleotides long. RefSeq names its product synaptojanin-1 (gene Synj). The transcript is spliced from 7 exons. Gene Ontology annotation, biological process: phosphatidylinositol dephosphorylation; synaptic vesicle endocytosis. Gene Ontology annotation, molecular function: phosphatidylinositol-4,5-bisphosphate 5-phosphatase activity; nucleic acid binding. NCBI's taxonomy places the organism in Eukaryota, Metazoa, Arthropoda, Insecta, Diptera, Culicidae. The record is from RefSeq and is a predicted model, not a curated record. Bases 675 to 4361 code for a protein of 1228 amino acids.
CACCCAACACACAACAGAAAGCUGACUCGAAAACGAAUCAGCAAAGUUCGAUCGAUUUUUCAAUCAAACGCGCACGAAAUGCAUCGGAUCGGAUUCGCGAAGUGAAAAUAUUUACAAAUUCGGACGCGAUGCAGUGAUUAUCGGAAAUUUGAUUACGCUUGUGUAUAUUCUGCGGGUGGGAGAGUUUCAAGUGAAGCGAAAUAUAAGUGAGCGAAGAUGAUGUCGCGAAGAUAAAACCCUUUUUGCUCAAUGCGAAAAACACUGCGACUGCAGGAAAAAUCAAAAAGGAAAACCGAGCGAGGCAAAAAUAGGGCUACUCUUACGUCACUGCAGUGGAUUUUCAGCAUCGCUGAGGAGGAUUUCACUCUUGUUUUCGUUCGCUGCGCUUGGAUAAUAUAUCGUUCCAUACGGUCAGCGAACCAAGCGAAGCGAGAGCUGCUUCAUAUCCGGAAAACAACGCAGGGUGAAUUAACGCGAACGCCCUUUCGGUGGAAUUUUCUUCCCGUCUACGAUACAGAGAAGAAGUUGCUGGAAGUGUUAGCCGCGCGGGGGCGUUUAGUCGAUUCCAACAACAACAAAGACAACCAAGGAAGAAAAAGGAUACAACCGCAACGAAAACGAAAGAUUCCUGCAUCUACCGAACAGAACACGUAAACGCAUAACUUCGUUGCACCAUGGCGAUGUCGAAAGGAUUUCGUGUGCUGGAAAAAUCAAAACCGCCUUCGCCGCACAGUGUACUGCUGGAACAUCGCAACAAGUCGGAAACGCUGCUGUUCGAAUCGCAGGCGGUAGCUGUGCUCUCUGCCCAGGAAACGGAAAUCGUCCGCAAACAGUACACCAAGGUGCUGGACGCUUACGGAUGUCUCGGCGUACUGCAGCUAAAUGCAGGCGACAGCUCUCUACUCUACCUGGUGAUGGUCACCGGGUGUUUUUCGGUUGGGAAAAUCCUGGACAAUGAAGUGUUUCGCAUCACCCAGACGCAGUUUGUCUCGCUGCAGUACCAACCGACAAACGAGGAUCGAAUCUCAGAAAUCCGUAAGGUGCUCAACUCGGGCACGUUCUACUUCUCGUUCACGAAUCAAGCGGCCAGCAAUAGCGUGCAGCUGGCAAGUGGGGGAUUCAAUUUCGACAUCACACUGUCGGCACAAAGGCGCCGGAGGACCACCGAGACGGAUAAUCGGUUCUUCUGGAACCGGAUGUUGUUCAUUCAUAUGUUAAGGUUCGGAGUUGAGUGCAAUUUUUGGCUGCUGAAAGCAAUGUGUGGAUCGGUAGAAAUCCGGACGGUUUACGCCGGAAGUAAGCAGGCCAGGGCGGCCAUUAUAUCUAGGUUGAGCUGUGAGCGUGCGGGAACACGCUUUAACGUUAGGGGAACAAACGACGAGGGCUGUGUGGCCAAUUUUGUCGAAACAGAGCAAUGUAUUUAUCUCGACAAUGAGGUAUCUUCGUACAUUCAGUCCAGAGGAAGUGUCCCUCUGUUUUGGGAGCAACCUGGUGUGCAGGUGGGUUCCCACAAAGUUAAACUUUCGCGAGGCUUUGAAGCUUCGAGGGCGGCUUUCGAUCGUCACAUGACGACCAUGAAAGCUCGGUAUGGCAAACAAGCAAUAAUAAAUCUGCUCGGAACUAGUCUGAUUGGCAGCAAGGAAGGCGAAGCCAUGUUAAGCAACGAAUUUCAGCGACAUCAUAGGGAAUCUAAUCACAUGGAUGUGCCACAUAUAGUAUUUGACUAUCACCAGGAAUGCAGAGGAGGCAACACUAGCGCUUUGUCAAAAUUGAAGGCCAAAAUUGAUGCCAUGUGCUCCGAUUAUGGCCUGUUCCAUGCCAUAGGGGAUAGCGUGUUCCGAGAACAGAAGGGAACCAUCCGAACCAACUGCUUGGAUUGCCUGGAUCGUACCAACUGCGUGCAAACCUAUAUUGGUUUGGAGAUAUUGAACGAGCAAAUAUCGCAAAUGUCCGCCCUGUCGGACAAAAAGCAGCAGAUCGCCUCUCGGUUCGAGGAAAUUUUCCGACAGAUGUGGAUCAACAACGGUAACGAAGUGAGCAAAAUCUACGCGGGAACCGGUGCCAUACAGGGCGGUUCGAAGCUGAUGGACGGAGCACGUUCGGCGGCUAGAACCAUCCAAAACAAUCUACUGGAUAGUUCCAAACAGGAGGCAAUCGACGUUUUGCUCGUGGGUUCUACUUUGAGCUCGGAGUUGGCAGACCGUGCCAGGAUCUUGCUUCCGUCAAAUAUGCUGCAUGCCCCGACACCAGUCUUGCGAGAGAUGUGCCGUCGAUACGAAGAGUUUGUAAAUCCCUUGGAUUUACGCAUUGCAUGCGGCACGUACAACGUCAACGGUGGAAAGCAUUUUCGCAGUGUUGCCUAUAAAGACGUGUCCCUUGCUGAUUGGUUGCUCGAUUGCCAUCGGCUGGCUCGAUCAAAAUCUUUGGUUGAUGUCACUCAUCCGGAGGAUAGUAAUGAUCCACCGAUCGAUAUAUUUGCCAUAGGUUUUCAAGAAAUUGUGGAUCUGAAUGCGUCCAACAUUGUUGCAGCAAGUUCCGACAAUGCAAAAGCAUGGGCCGAAGAGCUGCAGAAAGUCAUUAGCCGCGAUGAGGAAUAUGUCCUGCUAACCUACCAGCAACUGGUGGGCGUAUGCUUGUACAUCUACAUUCGACCGCAGCACGCUCAGUACAUCCGCGAUGUGGCGAUCGAUUGCGUGAAGACGGGUCUUGGUGGUGCAACGGGAAACAAGGGAGCUGCGGCCAUCCGGUUCGUAAUCCACGGAACGUCCAUCUGUUUCGUUUGUGCUCAUUUUGCUGCAGGUCAGUCGCAGGUGGCCGAACGGAAUGCGGAUUACGCGGAAAUCACACGGAAAAUCGCGUUUCCCAUGGGUCGUUCGUUGAAGUCGCAUGAUUACAUCUUCUGGUGCGGUGACUUCAACUACCGGAUCGAUAUGGAAAAGGACGAAUUGAAGGACUUGUUGAAACAGGGUGACAUCGGUUCGGUGCUGCAGUACGAUCAGCUGAGGAUUCAGCAGAACACAGGCAGUGUGUUCAAUGAUUUCUUUGAGGGUGAAAUCUCGUUCCCUCCGACGUAUAAGUAUGAUUUGUUCAGUGAGGAUUAUGAUACCAGUGAGAAGUGCCGUGCGCCAGCGUGGACAGAUCGAGUACUGUGGCGACGCCGUAAGCAGAGUCCGGAUGCUGAUAAGCAUCCAAACUGGAACCCUGGUACUUUGGUGCACUACGGUCGAGCGGAACUGAAACAGAGUGAUCACCGGCCUGUGAUUGCAAUUAUUGAUAUCGAAAUAUGCAACAUCGAUCAGCAACGAAGAUCGCAAGUUUUCAGCGAUGUUAUCCGAGACUUGGGACCACCGGACGGCACUAUUUUGAUUCAAGCCACAAAUGUACCCAACAGUGCAGAUUCCGGAGAUGAGGAUGAAGGUAGCAUUUACGACGAAAACUUAAUGAGCGCGUUGAUCCAGGAGCUGACACAGAUUGGUGAAGUAACUCUGGUGCGAUUCGUUGGAGAUACCAUGUGGGUUACGUUCCGUGAUGGUCAGUCUGCUUUGACCGCUGCUCAAAAGCAGUUUGUGCAAAUCUGUGGAGUUAACUUAGCCAUCAAACUGAAAACCGAAAACUGGAUCCAGCGAGUAGAACGAGAAAUUCUCCUCUGCACACCCAACACAGUAUCUUUCUGCGACAGUCAAAUAGGCGAUUACAACAGUCUCGGUAUUCCUGAAGUUCCAUCCCGUCCCAAAAGUCCUCCAAAUCUACAGCAAGCACCUCUCCGGCCGGCACCUCCCAGCAGGCCGCCUCUACCGAAAUCACCCCAAGCGUCUCCCAAACAUCAACCUCAUCAUCAUCACCAUCCGAAGGCCGGCGUCAUCAGCUUGGGCGCUGAAGUGCUGAUGGCUUCAAAACUGCACCAGAAACCGGCUGUUCCUCCGUCGCCGCUGGUGCCCACCUCAGCAACAACGAAAACCACUCCUCCCAUCGAAGAGUAUGCCAGUUCUAGUCCGAUUCUUGGCUCUCCGGCGCAUGGGUCGUCGCAGGCGAGUACCCCUCCCCAGGACACCGGAGCGAUCUACGAGGAAAUCAGUGACGACAUUGCCAUACCCGAACCACGGGGCCCCCCACCUCCUCCGCCACGCUGUGACGUGUACGACCUGGACGUGGUGAGCAACAAUAAAUCCAACAAAUCUUCUCCUCCCGGAACCUCCGGUGGCAGUUCCGGAGCCGGAUCGCCUCAAUCGUCCUCAGCUCCAACACAGGCUCCCCCCAAGACAAAUCCACCCCCGUUGCCAGUGCGCCGAGGAGUACCUCCUCCGAUACCAAAUCGAAGUGGCGGCGCGCCUCCGCUACCGGCGCGACCCAACAAUUCCUAAUCAGCGCGCAGAGCAUCCAAAAUAUCCAAAGUUUAUAUUUAAAUAAUCAACCAACCAACCAGUCAAUAAUCACCUAACUGCAGACUAAUGCCGGAAAAAAGUUCUACCUACUUAUAACACUGUCAAAGAUUUAAUCAUCCAUAGCUACUCACGUAGGAACAGCAACUCAAAAUACUAUGACUACAACUGCUAGUAGGUAAUUUCCGAGUUGAGACUAAACUUAGACGUAAAUAUCUAAUGGUAUUCACUUGACUGUGCAUGUUGUAUUGGAUAGUUUAGCAUCAAAAGAAGAUAUUUACCUAGCGAAACUUAACACAUUCCACGGUUUAUAGUUGUAUAUUUGUAUUAUUUGUUAAGUGUUCAACCGACAUCAGCUGCAAUUGUUUUGUAUACUUGAAUAGGGGCAGCUUGAUUUGUAUAUUUUGUGUAUUUAUUUCAAUUGACCGGGUCAAAAAGUUUAUGAAUGGAAUGUGGUUAAAAUGCUCACGCUUUGCAUUAUAUAAGAAAAAAUCAACACGAAACGAUUCCUUAUCGAGUACCAAUUGUGAUGUAUUGCAAAAGUUUAUAAGUUACGUCUACUAAGUGUUAAUUAUGCAUCAAAUUAUUACACGGUCAGCACUAUGUUUGCACAGCUGCUAAUUUCGCUUUUCCCAUUGAAUUUGACUAAAACGCAAUUGACAAUCCGUUAAGUGUUUGGUCAAACCCAAUUGAGAAAAGUAGAAAUUCAGCUCGAAAGUUCAUUUUUGUGUGGUGCCGUGUUAUUGUUAUUCGACUGCUGUUCCCCAAACGGAAUUCCCAAAAUCGAUGGAAGACAACACAAUACAAUAGCUAUAUCAGCGCGAAACAAAGAACGUUUUAUUGCAUUAUUUAUUAUGUAUAAACGCAAAACUGGAAAGAGCAUUACCUAAAACCUAGUGAAAAAUCAUAGCAAUGCCAGUAUGCGGCCGUUGUAGCACCAUAGAAGAGAAUUAAUACCAAUUAUAUAUCAUCCGUUAUAGAAAACAGCAGAAAUACAAUCUAUUCAAAAUAGCAA